This is a messenger RNA of Pipistrellus kuhlii (Kuhl's pipistrelle), 1233 nucleotides long. RefSeq lists its product as uncharacterized. The record is from RefSeq and is a predicted model, not a curated record. Lineage: Eukaryota; Metazoa; Chordata; Mammalia; Chiroptera; Vespertilionidae. The coding region runs from base 526 to 1167 and encodes 213 amino acids. The transcript is spliced from 3 exons.
CGCGCCUCGCGCGGGCCGAGGCGCUGACGUCGCCCGCGCCAUCUUGGCCCCGGGCAGGCAGUCUUCGGCGACUGCUGCCCCUUCCCGCACAGGGGCCGCCAUCUUCGGUGAGGAUUGGCCUGGGCCAAAAGAACUCAAGAUCCUCGAAUUGCAGUAGGUUCCUAGUCCCCACUAGAAAAGAAGAUUAAGUCUAAGGCCAAGGCUUCAACUAGGAGGGACCCUGAGGAGGGGAGAGGCGGGUGAAGAGCAGGACCGGACGCAGCGAAGAGACCGAGUGAGCAUGGUGUGGGAGUGCCAGGCCGGGCUGGCUGCCACUUGAGAUCCGUGCCAUGGACUAUGACAGAGAGCAGCCGACUUAAACAGUUCCGAUACGUCCCUCUGACCAGCGGUUGGGUGGCGUCCAUUCUGUAGACGUGAGGAAACAGUCCAGUUUCAGCAGGAGAGAAAAACACUUCAUAAACAUAAACUGUCUUUGACUUGUGGUUUGCCAAAGUGGAGGAGCACUACUGUCAACAACAUCAAGAAAUGCUGGAAGAUGCUUGGGAAUACAUUAUGGUUCCAAAAGAGGACUUGGACACAAAGGGAGAGGAAAACAGAAUACAAACUGAAAAAUCAGAUGGUGCUAAAAGAUGGGACUAUCUAGUGUCUGAGAAGGAGCUGGACCAGAUAAAGAAACACAUCCACCGGGCAGAGCGAGCUAGAGGCCUCCGAGACCACAAGUAUCAGCUGCUUCCUCAGAAGAGCCCACGUGAGAUACUUACCCCCAGAACAUUCACCCUGGAGGAUGAACAGACGGAAAACAUCCAGAGAAGACCCAAAGCUAAAACCAGACAGCACCAGGUGGCCUGGGUGCAAGAGCAGAUGCAGAGACAUCGAGAUCGCAUGAUUCGAGGGCGAGAAUUUACGGAGCAAAGAAGUAAAAAACGAGAGGCUCAGAAACUGGGCGCCCAGGCUCCUCCUUCCCUAAAGCCUCAGGUGAGGAAAGAGGAAGUGAAGGAGUUUAAGCGGGUCACAGCCUACCCCCUCAUCCAGCCUCCCUUGGAAGUGACCAUCCUGAUGCAGAAGUCCGGAGGAGAGAGCAGCAGUAAAAAACCACUUCGAAGACAGCUCUUGAGGAUACCACCAUUUCUGAGGAGUCAACUAGAAAAUAAAAUCAAAGCUUUCUAGACAACUGUAUUUCUUUUUUAGGCAGCAUACGUGCACAGUUUUAGUGCAGUAAAACCCCAUAUCCUA